CAAUCUCUUCUUCUUCUUCUUCUUCUUCUCUGCUUCUCCACAAUUCUAUGCUCCGAAAACUUGGUCACUGCUUCCUCUCUUCACACCGAAGAUUACUACUCUCCUCGCCCAGAAAACCACACUCACUUCCGCACUCUUUGAUCUCUCGUCGACCCUUCUACGCUUCCAAGGUUUUAGCCAUGGCUGACCGACACACUUCAAACCCAACUUCCCAAAGGCACGCCAACCGCCUCGCUGCCGAGCACAGUCCCUAUCUCCUUCAGCACGCCCACAACCCGGUUGAUUGGUAUCCAUGGGGUGAAGAGGCUUUCGCCGAAGCUCGAAAGAGAGAUGUGCCCAUCUUCUUAUCAAUUGGGUACAGCACAUGCCAUUGGUGUCAUGUUAUGGAGGUUGAGUCGUUUGAGGAUGAAGGCGUUGCCAAGUUGCUGAAUGAGUGGUUUGUUAGCAUCAAGGUGGACCGGGAGGAAAGGCCAGAUGUGGAUAAGGUAUACAUGACCUAUGUACAGGCCCUGUAUGGUGGUGGAGGCUGGCCACUGACCGUGUUCCUUUCACCAGAUUUGAAACCUUUGAUGGGUGGAACUUACUUUCCCCCAGAGGACAAGUAUGGAAGACCAGGAUUUAAGACGAUACUUGGAAAGGUCAAAGAAGCCUGGGAGACCAAGAGGGAUAUGCUCAUUAAGAGCGGAGAUUUUGCUAUUGAACAGUUGUCAGAAGCACUGUCAACUAGUGCAAGCUCUAAAAAAUUGUCGGAUGGGGUUCCAAUGAAUGCUUUGCGUCUCUGUGCUGAGCAAUUUUCCCAAAGUUAUGAUGCAAAUUUUGGUGGGUUUGGAUCCGCCCCUAAGUUUCCUAGACCAGUUGAGAUUCAUCUGAUGCUUUAUUAUUCAAAGAAGUUGGAGGAGACUGGAAGUUCUGGAAAGGCCAGUGAAGUUGUUAGAAAGGUUCUCUUCACCUUGCAAUGCAUGGCAAGAGGGGGGAUUCACGAUCACAUAGGAGGUGGCUUCCACCGAUAUAGUGUGGAUGAGUGCUGGCAUGUACCACACUUUGAGAAGAUGUUGUAUGAUCAAGGGCAACUUGCUAGUGCCUACCUAGAUGCCUUCUCUAUAACCAAAGAUGUAUUUUAUGCAUCUAUUGCUCGGGAUGUUCUUGAUUAUCUGAGGAGAGACAUGAUAGGGCCAGAAGGCGAAAUAUAUUCAGCAGAAGAUGCUGAUAGUGCUGAGUUGGAAGGUGCUACCAGAAAAAAGGAAGGAGCAUUUUAUGUUUGGUCUAGCAAAGAGGUUGAAGAUAUACUUGGAGAGGAUGCAACACUUUUUAAGAACCACUAUUACAUAAAGCCUGCAGGUAACUGUGACCUCUCCAGAUUGAGUGAUCCUCAAAGUGAAUUCAAGGGUAAGAAUGUGCUCAUUGAGAGAAAAAAUGAUUCUGAGGCAUCAAAGUUUUCCUUGUCGGUUGAGGAGUACCUUGAUAUUCUGGGUCGGAGCAAGCGAAAGCUGUUCGAGAAAAGAUGUAGUCGGCCGCGACCACAUUUGGAUGACAAGGUAAUUGUAGCAUGGAAUGGAUUGGCCAUCUCAGCCUUUGCAAGAGCUUCUAAAAUUCUGAAGAAUGAACCCAAGGAGAUCAAGUUCAACUUUCCAGUUGUUGGCAGUGAUCCGGGGGAGUAUAUUGAAGUUGCGGAGAAGGCAGCAUCUUUCAUCAGGCGGCACCUGUACAAUGAGAAAUCUCGUCGACUUGAACACAGCUUUAGGAAAGGCCCGUCUAAAGCACCUGGAUUUCUAGAUGAUUAUGCUUUUCUUGUUUUGGGGUUAUUGGAUCUUUAUGAACUUGGUGGUGAUCUCAGCUGGCUAGUUUGGGCAAUUGAACUGCAAGACAUGCAGGAUGAGAUAUUUUUUGAUAAAGAGGGAGGUGGCUAUUUUAAUACCUCGGGCGAUGACCCCAGUGUUCUCCUUCGUGUGAAGGAAGAUCAUGAUGGGGCGGAGCCUUCUGGAAACUCGGUUUCUGUGAUCAACCUUGUGAGAUUGGCAUCCAUGCUAUCUGGCAGCAGGUCGGAGCAUUACAGACAAGAGGCUGAACAUGUUCUGGCAGUUUUUGAGACAAGAUUAAAGGAUAUGGCCAUGGCAGUACCUUUAAUGUGUUGUGCAUCAGAUAUGCUCAAUGUUCCUUCUCGGAAGCAGGUUGUUGUUGUUGGCCGGAGAAAUGUAGAGUUUGAAAGCAUGCUUGUCGCUGCUCAUGCAUCAUAUGAUACUAACAAAACAGUUAUUCACAUUGAUCCAACUAAUUCGGCAGAGAUGCAAUUCUGGGAAGAAAAAAAUAGCAACAUUGCGCUUAUGGCAAAGAAACAUAUUGCCGCAGACAAAGUGGUUGCCCUCGUCUGCCAAAACUUUACUUGCAGCCCGCCUGUAGUUGACCCUGGAUCCCUGGAGGCCCUGCUGUCCCAGAAAUUAGUCCCUACAGCUUGAGUUUGUUAUUAACAUAGAGUUGAGAUGAGGAUACUAAUUGUAUGUUUAUACAUUGCAGAAAAAAGGUUCUAGAUACGCUUGUUUCAGUUUCUUUUUCUGGCACCCUAUACGUUGUGUACAGAUAAGCUGUAUAAACAAGAAGAGAAUUUUCGGUGUUCAGAGGUAAUGACAGUAUUGGAAUUAGUUGUA
This is a messenger RNA of Argentina anserina (silverweed cinquefoil), 2642 nucleotides long. RefSeq lists its product as uncharacterized. NCBI's taxonomy places the organism in Eukaryota, Viridiplantae, Streptophyta, Magnoliopsida, Rosales, Rosaceae. Gene Ontology annotation, cellular component: chloroplast. Bases 48 to 2453 code for a protein of 801 amino acids. The record is from RefSeq and is a predicted model, not a curated record. Gene Ontology annotation, biological process: carbohydrate metabolic process. The transcript is spliced from 15 exons.